Molecule: messenger RNA, 2999 nt
Organism: Selaginella moellendorffii
Lineage: Eukaryota; Viridiplantae; Streptophyta; Lycopodiopsida; Selaginellales; Selaginellaceae
Product: vacuolar fusion protein MON1 homolog
Exons: 17
Coding region: 14-1660 (548 amino acids)
Biological process (GO): protein targeting to vacuole; vesicle-mediated transport
Source: RefSeq, a predicted model, not a curated record
UCUUUGCGUGGAAAUGGAGCGAUCUGGAAAUGGCGCCAGCUCCAGCAGCUCCGGGAAGGAGAUCGCGGAUGCCGCCAGUGAUCAGGGCUCCAUCGAUACGUCGGAAUCGGUGCAGGAGCCCGGAUCCUCAGACGGCGAGGCCAAGCAGGCGAUGGAAAACAAGGAAGACGAGGAGCUAUCGCGAGGCCUGAAUGAGAUUUCCAUUGCCAAGGGUCAGAGUGACGGAAAUCCAAAUCGCAGCUCGUCUGGGGAAUCUUCUGGAACAAAUGGUGCUGGAGGAGAGGAGAUGGCGCGUCGUGUUUCACAUGAUGGAAAUAGCUGGGUCCCUGGAAAGAGACAUGCAGACGAAGAUGAUAGCAGCGAGUCAUGGCGUAAACACAAGAAGCACUUCUUUGUUCUCAGCAAUGCCGGAAAGCCUAUAUACUCCAGAUAUGGAGAUGAGCACAAGUUGGCUGGCUUCUCCGCAACACUACAGGCAAUCAUGUCGUUUGUAAUAACUAGCGGAGAUUGCCUGCAACUGGUGCGUGCUGGAAAUCAUCAGAUCGUUUUUCUAGUAAAAGGACCGCUGUACCUUGUAUCGAUUAAUUCCACGGAGGAGCCGUAUCAGGCUAUGAAACGUCAGUUAGAGCUCCUUCAUGGCCAGCUUUUUCUCAUCCUCACGAAAGCUGUGGAAAGAUGUUUCGCGAAGCAUGCCACCUUUGAUAUGAAGACCUUGUUGGGAGGAACGGACAUCGUGCUUUCGUCCUUGGUGCACUCAUUUAAUUGGAACUUUACUGUAUUCCUCCAUGCGUAUGCCUGCUUGCCACUGCCAUAUGCUGCGAGGCAGACCGCAGGAGCCGCAUUACAAGAUAUUGCAGAAUCCGGCGUGCUGUUUGCACUUCUGAUGUCGGGAUAUAAGGUCAUCAACAUGGUGGGACCUCGCAAGGCUUCUCUUCACCCGGACGACCUGUUCCUUCUUUCCAACUUUGUUUCGUCGUCGGAUUCAUUCCGAACAACAGAGUCCUUUUCUCCAGUAUGUCUGCCACACUAUAAUCCGAAUGCGUUUGUGUAUGCGUAUGUUCAGUACCUUACUGAGAGCGUUUAUCUUGUGCUGAUUUCAACAUCCUUGGAUAGCUUCUAUCAUUUGAAAGAUUGCAGAGCGCGAGCUGAGAUGAUAUUGAAGAAGUCUCGAGUUCUAGGCGAGAUGAGUCGUUCAGUGGAACGAGGGGGCUUACGUGUGAAAGAUCUGUCUUUAGACUCACAGAACGGAUUUACUGCGAGGAAGCCAGAUGUCGUUCGUGAGAAUACCAAGACGCUUUUGGGGGGUCCAGCAGGCCUUUGGCACUUUCUAUACAGGAGUACCUAUCUCGAUCAGUAUGUUGCUUCCGAGUUUACACCGCCGUUGCAUACAUACGCAGCCCAGAAAAAGUUGUUUAGAGCGUACCAACGCAUCCAUUUCUCUAUGCAUGACGAAAACGGGGGUCAUCACAAGAUGCAGUACAGGAGAGACGAGAACUAUGUGCUGAUGUACUGGAGAACGUCCGAUUUUGAGCUCUACGCGGCUUUUGAUCCCUUGGCAGAGAAGAGUGCGGCCAUCAGAGUUUCGAACCUCGUCUGUCAAUGGCUUCGAAAUCUAGAAAGUGAAGUGUUUUUGCUAGGUGCAACUUCAUUUAACUGGUGACAGUUUUUGCGAAUAAAACUUAACGAAAGGUUACCAUGCCAAGAGGUAUUCCCGAGACUGUUAUAUUGUUCAAAGAUCAAGGGAUUUGAGUAUUCAAAUCCACCAGCAGGACGACAAUGCAAAGAGCCUAUUUGGUCACUCGUUUCUAUUGCGUGUGCGAGCGUGUUAAGUACAAGAUUGAGAUUUGUGCUUUUGGCAACAUCGUUGCGGUUGGCCUUUUGCUACAGUGCUGGCUGCUGAAUUGAAGAUCUGGAUCCAAACCAUGAGCUCAACAGUUUCUAAAGCGUCGAAUUAAGGAAGGAGAGUCCGCUCUCCCGUCGUGACAUAGCAAAAAAUUUCUCGGUAUGGACAACUCAAGAUUGAAACCAAAAAGCUAACGUGAUCCUAUCUCUCUUUCACGGGAACCCGAGCUCUGGAGGAGACCGUCGGACUAAGUACCUCCCGGGCAACAUGUUGCCGACGGGAUUGGGACCCGACGGCACCUCGUGAAGCAUCCUCCGGAAUUCAGCAUCACUCAAAGCAGCAAUGGUCGAGGCAGGGGGUCCGGACGGAAAAUAGUGGAGACGAUGGUCAGCUGGGAACAGGAGAUCAGAAAAGGAAAAGCAGUGUGAGCAGCAUUGGAUCAAGCAGGUAGAGAAAGAAAGAGCUCGAUCAAGUACCUGGAGGAACCAGUCUUGCCGCUCCAAGCGUAGCAGCAGAGAAGAUGAUCACAAGGACAAGUAGGAGGCGCGCACGCAUUGCGGAUUGAUCCAUUGACGUUAAAAGCAAGGAUCUACGAUCUCACACGACGAUAAGAAUGCGAGAGACAGGACACCAGCUUGGAUCGCUCGAGCAAAGUUCUUCCGUUGGUAGUACAACUCCUCGGCCGCGAAUGGAGCUCAAGGCAACGGGAUCAAACGGGAAUUUAUACUGGACGAUCGAUCGGAACAAAACAAACUCGACGCUGCAAGGAUAUAUAGCGAGCAACAGUAUUUGAGAGGUCGACACUUUCAAUCCUCCUUCGUGCCUCGAAACAAGGCCGCGUCAGCCGUCGGAUGCGCUCCUCCAGUUCCUCCAGGGCGUCACAUCCGACGGCCCGCAAUGCCCGGGGCUUGGGUGCCUGCCAUGUGGCGGGCCGUGACUGCACGGACGGCAGUUUGACAAGUCGUCCGAGAGGGAACGUACGGAAGGAGGAACAUAGCCUUGUCGGAUUAAAAGAUGGAAUGUAUGGAGAGGAUUUGGGCGCUCCAAAUGCGAGGGACCUGUUUAGUAUUUUUCCAGCAUCAAAUCACCCAAACCCAACAUUACAAAGAAAGAAUAGACAAAGCUUUGGGAAUAUCAAACGUGUUCUUCCUUGUUU